Molecule: messenger RNA, 2867 nt
Organism: Linum trigynum
Lineage: Eukaryota; Viridiplantae; Streptophyta; Magnoliopsida; Malpighiales; Linaceae
Source: the annotation of a GenBank genome assembly
CCGCAACUUUCGGAUUUUGUUUUUUUUUCCGCAUUUUCUCAGGCCUUGAUCAAUUAUCUUAUUAUUAUCUUAAAUUAAAAAAAAAAACUUCAAUGGUUUUUAGGUUUACCCCAGUCCACGUAAGCCCAUGGUGUCCAUGUUAACCUUGCUUUCUCCACCCUACGCGUCGUAUUAUGUUAUUUUUAUAGUUGCAAAACCACCGACUCCCCUAACGGCGGCCAUCUCUUCGUCUUUCCUCCCUCUGCCCUUAAGCGUCGCGUCUUUCUAUCUUCUUUUUGCAACUGACAAAAGCCCAAUAUUCCCCCACGGCAACUUCCUCCCCUGUCCCCCAUAACACCAUCGACGCGAACUCCUCUCCAUACUCCGUCUGAUCCCGCCGAUACCUUCUUCUUGCAGCCGGCAAUGGCCCAAUGUUCCCCACGGCAAAACUUCUAUUUUUGUUCAAGAACUUUCCCAUGUAAGUUGCUAAUUAUGUAUAUUUGCUCCUUUGAUCUGUUGUAGUAAUUUUAAGAUAUGCAUAUUAUGUGUUCAAAGAUAUAUGUUUAAAUACAUUCAAGUAAGAAAUAAGAUUGAAAUUGCAGAGGAAACAUGAAAAAGAGACAAUUGGAAUGACCAUUUUUUGCAAAUCAUGCCAACCUACUGAAUAUAUUUGUCUUUUUUUUUGCGAACUGUGACUAUGAGGAAGCCAAAUUAGCAUGAGAUUGUUCCAACUUUAGUGAAUAUGAAUAUGAGUUGACUUUAUUCUUAAUUUGAUAAAUGACAAUGAGUUUAAUAAAUGUCAAUAUGAGACUUAUAAAUUUUAUGUAUACAAUUACAAAUGUAUAUUUUGAGUUCAUAAUAUAUAGCACCAUGUGUGAAAUUCAAUCUAACAUAGUCUUAUCGCGACAUCAGGGAAACAACUAUAGAAAUUUGUAUUAUACAAUUCUUCAACCUAUAACAUUGAUUUGUUAUCCAAUUUAUUAAUCAUAUGAUUAUACAUAAAGGAUAAAUCAUUAAUAAUGCAAGAUAUACACUCAAUCAUCACAAAAAAAAAAAAUUGUCCGAACAAAAAGAACCCGUAUUCACAAUGAAAUGAAACUCACCCGGCCAAUGGCCGGGAUAAAAGCUAGUUGUAUUAUAAAAGCUUUUUUAAACCAAAGUACCGCUGUUGAUUGUAAAAUUUCUAACAAAUAAAAAUUGGAGUAUCAAAUUGGAUAAUUGACCAAACACUAUCUGUAUGAAGCAUGCGUGUAAGCUACAAACAACGAGAGAUUAUGGAUAAUCAAUUGAUUAACUAACUAAUACAAAUCACUUAAUCACGAUCGGAUCCUCUUGUCACUCUGGGAUUGGCUGUGACUGAGAGCCGAGAGAGAGGAACGAAUCCGCAACUUAGUUUUCUCGCACUUUCCUCUUGGCAGCGGUCUUCUUGAUUUUCCUGGAAAAUUAAACACUCGCCCACUGCUUUCUCCUGCACCCAACACAUCCCGAACGCAAAUCGCCGCACCGCCGACUUUACCAUGGCUCCUCCGCGCGGCGGCGGAUCAGACGCUGCAGCAGGGGAAGCCAUCGCUGCUCCAGUUGACCAACAACAGCGCCCCGUUUCUUCCAUCCUUAUAAUCAUCGCGAUGCAAACGGAAGCGACGCCUUUAGUCAACAAGUUCCAGCUCAAGGAAGACCUUGAUUCUGUGUUUCCAAAAGGGGCUCCCUGGGUCAGGUACUAUGGUACAUACAAGGAUUUGCAAAUCAAUUUAGUAUGGCCCGGAAAAGAUUCAACUCUGGGUGUUGACUGUGUCGGCACAGUUUCUGCAGCUCUUGUUGCUUACGCUGCAGUUCAAGCACUAAAACCUGACUUAAUUAUCAAUGCUGGCACAGCAGGCGGCUUCAAGGCCAAAGGUGCUGGUGUUGGGGAUGUAUAUCUGAUAUCUGGUGUGGCUUUUCAUGACCGGAGAAUUCCCAUUCCUGUUUUCGAUCUAUAUGGAGUAGGUUCAAGGAAGCCCUGUUCAACGCCCAAUGUAGCAAAAGACCUUAACUUAAAGGUUGGUAAACUCUCCACCGGAGAUUCUCUGGACAUGUCACCUCAGGACGAGGCAUCAAUUACUGCAAAUAAUGCUGUAGUUAAAGAUAUGGAGGGUGCAGCUGUUGCCUAUGUAGCCGAGAUGUUGCAAGUCCCUGCGAUAUUCAUCAAAGCUGUGACCGACAUUGUUGAUGGCGACAAGCCGACUGCCGAGGAAUUCCUGCAGAAUCUAGCAGCUGUAACUGCUGCACUUGAUGCGUCUGUCACCCAAGUAAUCGAUUACAUCAAUGGGAAGUGUGUUUGUGAACUUUGAAACUUUGAUGUCUCUCAGAAGAACAUUUGAGGACGAGUGUCAUUAAGCUUUCUACGCCUGCGAUUAUACUGGGUUUUUCUGUAUGUGUGACACCCAUGAUUUAGAUCCAGCCAAGGGACUUGCACUAUUAGUUCAUUGUUAGCUCAUGUUUGUUACUGAUGCCAAUAAUUUAAACCUCAUGGUUAUGAAUGCAGCUAAAUUAUCUUCCUCGUUUACAGUUUUAACAGGGCUGUGUUUUGGUUUGAUGUAAAAUCGAUAUUAUUUGUCUUAAGUUCAUGCUAUGACGCUAUACGUAUUUGCGAAACGUUGUUUGGCAUAGUGUAUUUGUGCUGAAAUUAUGCCAGAUAAGUGGACAACGUUAUCGAGAAAGUGAAAAAAGGCACAAUACCCAGUGUAGACUCUAGAGUACAAGCUCAAGUACUUUUUACAGUUUCUGCCGUACUAUUUGAGAUCAAAUGAACAACCCUAAUACAACCUGAACCUACCUGUUAGUCUGAUAUAGAAAUGGGUUUCAUGUUGUUGAAAUCCAGAUGAUAUUAGGAUUAAACAGAUUACUUAGAA